Messenger RNA from Yarrowia lipolytica CLIB122, 954 nucleotides. NCBI's taxonomy places the organism in Eukaryota, Fungi, Ascomycota, Dipodascomycetes, Dipodascales. The record is from RefSeq and is a predicted model, not a curated record.
AUGAUGUGGGACACACUGUCCACCUACCACGCUCUGCAAAUGCUUUUCACCGCGCGCAAAUCGAUACCCUCCUGUCACGUGACUCGCGAGUCUCCCGCGGGGUCUUUUGAUCCGGUUAACGGCUCCGCGCCGACGCCCGAGAAAGCUCUGGCUGACAGAGUCCAGCAACACGUUCCACAUAUUAGUACGCGUACUGCAACGUAUGUGUCGUCUAGUACCAACACGGUGAAUGGAUAUGUGUCAGUUGGCACCAACACGGUCUCUGAGCACGUGUCAAUAGGCACCAACACAGACACCGAAGCAGACCCAGAGUCAGAUACCUCCGCAGAACAUGUAUCAUCAACGAUGCACAGCUCUAUGAGAACAAGCCCUUCUCACUUUUCAAUCAGCCCCAACGAACACGCUAUCAUCUGCGACAAACUCAGCACAUUGAGCAACCACAUUCUGGGAUUUAAAGAGACACGCGAGCGAGUAGAUACAAUCAGAGACCUACAUCAGGCUCUCAACCAGGCCAAAACGCUCAAUCUGUUGCUGCGGCAACGGCUAAAGGAAAUCAGACACGAGUGCAACCUGCUGAUGAACACCAACUCACACCUUCCUCCUGUGGACCCGUUGUACCGGGCGGUGUGGAUGGCGGGUGUUUUUCCCCAGGACAAGUUUGUGUUGUUCUACAGGCAGAAUUCACAGCGGAUCCAGCUCCUGUACAUUCAGUAUUUGUACAAGUUUGGCGGCAGCGAGUCGGAUGUUUGCCACUCGUAUGGCUUUCAAUUGUUUUUGAGGGAAUAUCUGGGCUGUGCCACGACCACCAGAGGUCCAGUGGUUAGGUCCAAGAGCAGCUCUUCUAGAAGCAGUUCGGCGAGUUCAAGGCUGGGAAGCAGAUCUGGCAGUAGAAGUGGGUCAAGAUCUCGAACCCAGUCCAGUAGAGAUUCAAAGCUAUGGUCUCUUGAAGAGUGA